Molecule: messenger RNA, 2042 nt
Organism: Physcomitrium patens
Lineage: Eukaryota; Viridiplantae; Streptophyta; Bryopsida; Funariales; Funariaceae
Source: RefSeq, a predicted model, not a curated record
UCUCCGUGGCAUGAUUGUUAGCAUGCCUGCGUCCGUGGGCACCACUUUGCGCACUGGCAGAGCAGAAUCUGGAUUUGGCGUCUGUUUCCAGAAUAAUACAAGGUUCCGCGGUUGUUUUUGCAAGCUUUUUAACGAGUUUUUAUCCGAGAGAAACUGGCUUCUGAAGCCCAUGGUCUGCCUUGUUUAUCAUUCUCCGUUACGGAAAAUGUGGCAUCCUGGGAUCCAGAGGUGUGCCCCUGCAGGCGUGGCAGAUGGAGCCGUCGAGGUGGUUUCAUCUACCGUGCUCCGAGUCAUGCAGCUGCGUACUUACUUAUGGAUCGUUGAGAAAGCAUGAGGCAGGUAAUUCAAUGCUAUGCAGCAGGUGAGUGUCAUGAAUUGGCAAUUGUAGAAUACAGGUUCGUUUGGGUUGGGUUUUCCCAAUUCCACUUGCACGGAAAGGUCUUCGUGCAGCUCAAGUUCGGACGUGAGCAACGAGAGGCUCGUGCGGGUAGUGGUGAGGUUCGCGUCGAGGUUGAGGACGCAUCUGGAGCAACUCUGAAACAGAAGAAGCUGUGCAAUGUUCGAGGAUUAGAUCAAAAUCGAUGAUUUGCAGAAAUGCGUCCCAAAUUUGUGGUCAUGAGGGAGAAAGGAAACAAAUCGUGCCGACUUGCUUAUUAAUGAGAAUGCAGUGCGUGUGAAGUCGGCUUUGUCGAGAUGUGUCAAUCUUUCAUGGGUUAGGAGAGAUUAUGCGAUCCAGUUUCUUGCAAUGUCGGAGUGAUGAGUAUCGGCUUUUUAUUGUGGGCGAGUUCGUGAUAUGAAUUGAAAUAGAGGUACUAAAACUGCACUCCCCUUUGCGAGUAUUCUGCUGACAUUGACUUGGCGCAGGGACAGAGGAAGGUCCAAGUAACCAGUUUCUGGUGCACGUAGGGGAUCCAGAAGCCCGAGCAGUGGAUACAAAGAAAACCUCCCCACACAAGCGAGCGCAGAAGAUGAAGCUCGGCAAGUCUUUGAGACAAUACUUUAGUACGAAAGCAGAAAGCAGGCGACAAGAGGAAGCAAGUUGGGAUGAAGAUCUCGUCGGAGGCAGAAAUAGCAAAUUAUGGAAAAAUCGAGUAUUCUGGCAAGGUUCUCUAGACUCUCAAGGAUUUUCGAGAGCACCAGUGGUUGAAGUCAGGGACAUAUUUCGUCAUUGUGUGCGGAUACUGGGUGCAUAUGGUAAUGAUAUUGAUGGUUUGAUAAAACCCAUACGUGAGCAUGAACCUCAGUUUGAUAGUAGAUUUGUCGUUGACUUGCAUAGACCCAAGGCCCCCCGGGCGUGUCCGCCCUACUUCAUAUACGUGGAUCACCGAUAUAAGGAAGUGAGCAUGUACAUCCGAGGCCUCAACCUCCUGCAUCGCCGUGACUACGUUGUGCUACUGAAGAACAGGAAGGGAGAGAAGCCAUAUGAGGAGGGCUUUGUGCAUCAUGGUAUGUCCGAAGCUGCCGAGUGGGCGACGGAACAUGUGGCUCCCGUUCUGAAGGAGCAACUCCGAUCCAACAAAGGGUACCGGCUAACAAUCGUAGGGCACUCACUUGGAGCUGGAGUGGCUGCUCUAUUCAUCAUGAUGUUGGUGAAGAGUCCAGAGCUGGUAGGAUUGGCUGACCCACGCGAGAUUCGAGCGAUUCUGUUCGCUCCGCCGCGGGACGAUUUCUUGCCCAGAGCAUCAACCAAGUCUGUGAAGCGAGUUUUUCUUGUGACGUUGCCGUUGAGUAUUUUCGUGUACUUCACAUUCUGGUUGAAGCAAACGCGUCAAUCUAAGAAGGAUGAGGAGGCACAAAGGCUGUACCCACCGGGAAAAGUAUACCAUUUUGUAUACAAGCAGCCAGGUCGACGAGGUGAUCGACCAAUUCGAGCUCGGGUGGUGCCUUCGGCUGAAGGGAGAUUCGAGCGCAUUGUUAUCCCUUCACCAGGAACAAUCUCGAAUCAUUCUGUGCUGCGAUUGGCAAAGCAUCUGAAGAAAUUCGAUUGGCCUGAGUUGAAAGACGCCUGGCUCACAUCAGUGUUGCAAACGAGCAAGAAAUAA